AUGGAAGCUCUGCUUUCUGACGAAACUAUCGACGUUAACAGACAGGAUAAGAAUGGCCGGACCGCAUUGUCCUGGGUGGCGGGUGAAGGAAGAGAGAACAUGACCAGGGUACUUUUGGGACGCGGAAAGAUUGACGUGGACCUGGAUGAUCUUCACGGCAGGACACCAUUAUCUUGGGCCGCAGGCAAUGGACACAAUGUCAUUGUCAAACUACUGACAGACACAGGCAAGGCUAACAUGGACUCCGUUGACGAUAACGGUCGAACGCCGCUGUCGUGGGCAGCCGGUAAAGGACACGACUCCACAGUCAAGGAGCUACUUCUUGUUCUACCACCAAACAAAAGAACGAAAGAUCUGACUGGAAGAACGCCAUUAUCAUGGGCAGCUGGGAACGGCCACGAGGACACAGUUCGGGCGCUGAUGCAGUUCAGCAACUUCGAUCCCAACGAAACUGACGCCACCGGACGAACUCCUUUAUCGUGGGCCGCCGGUAAUGGCCAUCUAAUGGCAGUGGAAGAGCUAUUGAAAGCUUCUGAAAUAUCCCCGGGCAUCAAAGACGAAAAGGGACACACGCCUUUGUCGUGGGCCGCUAAGAACGGGUACGACCAUGUGGUGAAAGCCCUAAUUGCACGAAAGGAUGUCAACGUCAACAGCAAAGAUUUCAAUGGUCGUACCUCCUUGUCUCUGGCUGCCGAGAACGGUUGCACUUCAGUUGUCAAAGUAUUGUCAGCCGCAGAGGAUGUCAGGAUGGAGGCAACUGACAAAGAAGGCCGUACGGCAUUAUCCUGGGCAGCGGGGUGCGGGCAUCAUGUGGUUGUCAAUCAAUUAUUACAGACAGGCAAGGUAGAGGUGGACCGAAGGGACCAGAGAGGUCGCUCUCCGCUUGUAUGGGCGUCGAUCAAGGGACACGAUGCAGUAGUGCAAGAGUUGCUAUUGGCAGGCAUGGCGAGAGCUUCUGUCGAAGACGGGUGGGGACGCUCGGCUCUGUUCUGGGCUGCAAAUCGCGGCCACCAUGCGGUGGUCGAACUUAUAAUGUCACUGAGCAUCGUGGAUGAUGAAACCAAGAAAGAAUGGAGGCGUCGGGUGUUACGCAACCCCAGGUGGUCAAGGCACUGGAGGUCGUUGUCAUCGGAGUGA
Aspergillus melleus is the source of this 1137-nucleotide messenger RNA. Its product is annotated as ankyrin repeat domain-containing protein. The coding region runs from base 1 to 1137 and encodes 378 amino acids. Gene Ontology annotation, molecular function: protein binding. The record is from RefSeq and is a predicted model, not a curated record. The transcript has a single exon. NCBI's taxonomy places the organism in Eukaryota, Fungi, Ascomycota, Eurotiomycetes, Eurotiales, Aspergillaceae.